Colletotrichum orchidophilum is the source of this 714-nucleotide messenger RNA. RefSeq lists its product as uncharacterized. The record is from RefSeq and is a predicted model, not a curated record. NCBI's taxonomy places the organism in Eukaryota, Fungi, Ascomycota, Sordariomycetes, Glomerellales, Glomerellaceae. The coding region runs from base 1 to 714 and encodes 237 amino acids. The transcript has 2 exons.
AUGGCGGAACUGGGAGGCGCAGCCGCACGUCUGCGGCGCACAUUCCACUAUCCCACAGACGACGAUUCGGCAGACUCACAGCCAGAAGCCAUGGAUGAAGAGGAGCAAGAAACCCUCAUCCAGCGCCUCGCAGAAGAUAACGCCACCCGAAACGCCCAAUUCAAUACCGCCCUCCUCGCCCUCCCCCUCCUCACGACAAUACCCUACCUCUUCGCCCUCGUCCGUCUCUCGUCCCCGCUCACAUCCCUCCUCUCCCUCACGUCCCUCCUCUCGACGGCCUACCUCAUCCACACCCAACCCCCAGGCGUGACCGGAAUGCCACCACUAGACGCCUGGUCCCGACCGAAGACCCCGCGCCCCAGCCCCGCCUCUUCGCUCGAUUCGUCGACGUCGUCCAUGGCCGGUUCUUCAUCGCAGUACCAACCCAUUCAGACAUCGCAAAGGAGGAGGAGGAGGAGCUCGUUCUCGUUCGCAGAAGAGCAAAAGGGGCCGUUGGAGCUGUACUUGCCCUAUCUCAACCUCGGACUCUGCGCAGUGCUCGUUUUGGCGGGCUUGGCUACGAAGUCCAAUGAGAAUCCUACAUUUGCCCACAUGGGACUGGGUAAUCUGCCCGCUAUUGUGUACAUUGUUGUUUUGAUCGCCAAGGUGGUCAUGGGCAGCGUAGAUCCGGAAAAGGAGUUGGCCGCACUCAAGUAUGGCUUCAAGGGCGCAUGA